This is a messenger RNA of Sitophilus oryzae (rice weevil), 1156 nucleotides long. RefSeq lists its product as uncharacterized. Lineage: Eukaryota; Metazoa; Arthropoda; Insecta; Coleoptera; Curculionidae. Bases 40 to 942 code for a protein of 300 amino acids. The transcript has 2 exons. The record is from RefSeq and is a predicted model, not a curated record.
CUUGGUGUGCAACAGUCCGCUAUUAUAGACCACACUGAAAUGAAAAAGGCCGUCGAAUCAUCUUUUCUCCAACGCGUGACCAAAAUACUUAAAACGGAAUUAUACUCUGGGGCAAAAGUCACGGCAAUUAAUUCUUGGGCAAUACCAACUAUAUCCCACACAUUUGGUAUAUUGAAAUGGAGCAAAACAAACCUGGAAAGCAUUGACAGGAAAGUAAGGGUGCUUCUAACAAAAUUCAGGUCCCACCACCCACAAGAUUCGACUGCCAGAUUAUACCUUCCGCGGGCAAAUGGAGGACGAGGUUUACAAAAUCUAGUCGUACAACACCACCAACAGACCACCAACCUCAGAGACUACUUUCUCCGUACCGAUCAGCCAUUGCAUCGAGCGCUAAUACAGGUUGACGACGGAUAUUCACAGCUUAAACUUGCAGAUAAGAAUCCCCCACCAAUCCCAGUUACAAUCAGCCAAUUCGAGGAAGAAUGGAAAGCGAAACCAUUACAUGGACGGUAUGCAGCCAACCUCAACGGAGGUGAGGUCGAUAAGAAGCUUUCAACGUCUUAUCUUUCUGAUGGCCAGUUAAUGUUCGAAACUGAAGGAUUCAUAAACGCCAUACAAGGACAGGUAAUACCUACGAGAAACCGGAGAAAAUUCAUCCUAAAAGAGGACUUACCAUCUGAUAAGUGUCGACUAUGCCAGACCACUACUGAAUCUAUUCAACACCUAACUGCUGGUUGCACAUAUCUUGCCCCGAGGGACUACCUAAACAGGCACAACCAAGUUGCAGGCGUAAUACAUCAGGAACUCUGUGUACAAAUGGGGCUCCUUACUGCAAAAGUCCCAUACUACAAAUACCAGCCUCAGACGGUACUAGAAAACGAAUCGUGGAAGAUCCUAUGGGACCUAGCUAUAACAACGGAUAGGACGCAGACGAAAAUGUAGGAAAAUCAAGAAUGGAGAAAGUCCUGAAAUACCAAGAACUCGCGGAUGAGAUAAAGAGAAUGUAUCAGUUGGAAAAGGUGGAAAUAUAUCCUAUAAUAAUAUCAUGUAAUGGGUUAGUAGAUAAGUACUUACCCCGCAAUCUUAAGGCUAUCAGCAUACGCAACCCGAAGCAAAUUGUAGCAAUCUCACAAAAAGCUGUCAUUCUGGCAACCUG